UCAAAAAUGGAUUGCACCGCGGCCGGGUCAGCCAACUGCAGCGCAUUCGGGUCCAUCACGCUUCACUUGACCAUAAGACUUUUGGGCGUGCAUACUGACGUUAUGUUAGCGCUCUACAUAGGGAUAUACUGUCGGCAGCUAUUGGACUGAUAAAUUCAAUAUGAGGGCGGCCAAGCCACGGCCUGUCAGCCGAUAAAACAGACCUUACGAGGGACAUAGUCUCAAAGUGACAAAUAGCCAAUCGUGUGUUCUCUACGAGUUGGCCACUUUCGUCCAAACAUAACAGUUAGACGUAAUAGUUUGACAGUUCGUACACUGAGAUUGACCAUCUCGUAAGUGCUGAAAUCGACAGCGUUAGCCCGUAACGGCUAUUGUGACUUUUAAUCACUCAGCGGACAGUGGUCAGUUGGUCAGUGUUGGACGGUGACCUUAAAUAACCUUUGGUGGCGGGCAGACGAUCGUGACCUGACGGAAGGACGGAAGGAAAAAGCCAGACACGGACGAAAGAGACAGGUGCGGGAAAGUGUUUUCCCAUGAUUCCGCUGUAAAACCGCCAUCUUUGUUGAUAUUCUUUGUCCAGAUGUAGCCUCGGAAGUUCAGGGUUUUAAUGUAUAGGUCGGUACGAUGUCACGCCGAAAACAAGGCCGCCCACAGCAACGGAAAACCAUUGAUUCUUUGGACCAAGAGAAUGAUCUGUUGGUGUGUGGGGAGUGCCAGGCCAACUUUCCACUCCAGGACAUCGUCAAGUUCAUUCGGCACAAGGUUCACCGGUGUAACAAAGAGAACUGUGACAUCACUGAUGGUGUCGACUUCAGUGAUGACGACAACAUCAGUCCUGACGAGACGGCACUGUCAUGCAUUGGCUCCAAGCAACCGAGCAUCUCUGCACCAAUCACACGCAAGGAGUCGCUCGAGACACACCACUCGCCCCGGCCGUCGAGCGACUCCCAGGUGGAGGUGGAGGAGCCAUGCACACAGCAGCCAGAGGAGAAACCUCCCGACAAGGAGGAGGUGAAGGAGAGGCUGCCCCUGCAGCAGAAACAAGUGGUGGAUGCAGAGUCGAACACCACACUGUCAGAGCCCUCCAAGUUUGUCUGUGAAACAUGCAAGGCGAUAUUCACCUCAGCAUGGAUGCUGCUCCAACAUGCUCAAAAGGAACACGGGAUGAAGAUCUACACGACGUCCCCAGUCCUCAACCUCUCUACUCCGUCUCCGCGGCCCAGCAUCGAGCAUCGAACACCGCCAUCAGCCGGGACGUCGGGCAGUGGCCACGAGUCUCCAUUCCCUCACCCUCACCCAGCAUCCUACCCGUCCUUUCGACUGCCCCUGGAGGGCCGCCCACUACACCACGGCUCUCCGCUGCACGGCUCGCCACUCAGCCCCUUCAACCGUCCACCCGGGCUGGAUCUCCCCCUCGAUAUUAUCAAUGACCCGUUUCGCAGCCUCCGACCGAGCAUGGCAUCCAUGCCACACGGGAUUCCCCCGGUGCUGGAACACAGCCCACACCAUCACCACCACCAUGCCACGCCGCCACAUUUCGGACACCCGGCGUUUGACAGGCCCAGGGUCUCCAUCGCAGACAUCGACUUUUACUCAAAACGUUUACAACAGCUAGCACACACGACUGGACCAUCAGUGUUAGUCGGUUCAGGACCAGGACCAGGACAAGGUCCAGGGCUGCCAAGACCGGACACUACAUUUUCACCAUUAGCGAGCAACAUCUUGACAAAUAUGCAGGAGCAAAAGCAGCAGCAUCAUCAACAACAGCAACAGCAGCAGCAGCAACAUCAACAACAACGAGAAUCCCUGUCUAAUAACUCUCCAGAUGCUUUGUCGAGAUCACAGCUGUCGCCCAAUCACAGCCGACCUAACAAAUCAUGCGAGUUCUGUGGUAAAUGUUUCCGAUUCCAGAGCAAUCUGAUAGUCCAUCGUCGUUCACACACCGGAGAGAAGCCGUUCAAGUGUCCCGUGUGUCCGCACGCCUGCACGCAGCAGAGUAAACUGAAACGCCACAUGAAGACUCACAGGAACAAGUCUCCAGUCUCACACAUGUUCCACGGAUCCAAUGCCUCCAACUCUGACGGAAGCAUUCAUUCGAGCAGCAGCACUCCGGACUCCAACAUGAAUGCGGUUGGGAAGCUGGAUGAGAGUGGGUAUGACAUGGACGAUGAAGAGGAGGAGGAGGAAGAGGAAGAAGAGGAGGAGGAGGAUAUGGAUGAGGACUUUGAGGAUGAGGAGGAGGAGCUGGAGGCUGUGAACAAGGACAUGAAUAGGAGACGUGAACUCGAUGAUCUCAAAAAGAAAGGCCUGGACAACGACCGUGAAGACUCGUCUAAACCAAUCAGCAAUGAACUCACCAAUCAUAAUGCAACCGAGUCGCAGAACGGGGACAUCGACCAGAGCGACGAGCCGAGGGGACUUCUCAACCACAGUCACUCACCGUCUGCCUUUGGGUCCCCAAACUCGCGUGACCGAGAACGAACUCCAUCCUCCAGCUUGCUCAAUGAAAUGAUGGAGAACUCCGGUCUCAAAAGCAUCCAGCCGUUCAACGACGCUUUCCAGCAGGCCAUAGCCGAGAAUCGCAGCCAGCAUGGCAGUUCGAAGGACUCUGAUGACGGGGAGAAGGAGAAGCUGGAAAAUGGAAAUGGCAGCCCAGACAUGAAGCGAGACCACUCCCCUCUGAGACACGCUUUGAACAGUGAUAUAUUGUUUAGGAACAACCUCUCGCAGUCUCCACUGGAUCUCCACUCAAAGCCGGGAAUCAAAAGAGAGCCUCUCCCUGAGGCGAACAUCCCCAACAACUUCGAGGCAGCAAUGCGCUACGCGUCCUGGUUCCACCAGACGUCCACACUGCGUGAUCUUCACCCAAGAUUCUUUCCGAGCUUCGGACUGCCUCGCGACACCAACCACAACGGUCUGAACCUGGCAGCCCCAGAAAGUGCCUUGAAACCUGUCACAAGCUUGCCUCGCCCAGGCCCCAGCACCCCGGUGUCGUCGCCCAAUGGGGGCCCGUACGCGCGGAGGGACCGGCGCUCUGACACCUGCGAGUACUGCGGCAAGGUGUUCAAGAACUGUAGCAACCUGACGGUGCACCGGCGCUCGCACACCGGGGAGAAGCCCUACAAGUGUGACCUCUGCAGCUACGCCUGCGCCCAGUCCAGCAAGCUGACCCGCCACAUGAAGACCCACGGCCGUCUUGGCAAGGACGUGUACCGCUGCAAGUUCUGUCAGAUGCCCUUCUCCGUGGCCAGCACGCUGGAGAAACACAUGAGGAAGUGCGUCGACAACUGCCACGCCCGACUCAUGCACGAAGCAGACGCGGACAGUAACGGAACAGCGACAUCAAAUCUAUGAUUGCUCACCUCUCAUCGAGACUUAGUAUAUAUAUAAUAUCUUGUUAUAAAACAGAAAAACUGUUAUUUUUUAUUUUUAUUCUUUUUUUUCUCUCUUUUUUUUUCCUCUGUCGUUAGAAAUCAUGUUGACUGCACUUGGAGCUAGACAAUUUUUUUUAAGGUGUGAAAUUCGACAAUACUCAAACUUGUGAUGUGUCUCUUGUUUUGAUUAAGAAUUGUUGCCAUGGUUACAUGCUUGACAUCCUAAACGGGCUAUUCUGAACACAAUGUUUUACAUUAGGUAGCUACGAUGCGUGACUGAAUUUUUGUGCAUGCCAUGUUAAACUAUACAUGUGAUGUUAACCCCUUCAGUGCUGUUUACAUGUCAACUCAAAUCACUGCACUCAAAUCACUGCAACAAAAUCAAACAAGGUUGAAAAACAAAAUCCACUCAAACCCGUCUUUUUGAAGACAUAUAUAAAAAAAGUGCUAAAAUGUCUUAACAAACAAGAGUAUUUAUAGUUGUGUGUCUUUUUACUUGGCCAAUCUUUGCAAUUUGUAAGAAUAUUCCUUUACCACAAAGUUUAUGAGUUUGAAAUAUAUUGUAAUCAAAUUACAGACUGUUUGAAAUUAUUAAUGUGUUAAUACAUUUAAGCGAUAUGGUGACUUACUUAUUUUGAGAAUAAAUCUGUUAUUUCCGUCUUAUCAAAACAAUAAAUGGCACUGAGGGGAUUGACAUCUAUCCAUUAUUAAAACCCUCCUCCCCCUUGGUAACAUAGUGUAGUGUAAAAAAACUAAACAAAAAAACUAUUGUAUAUUGUUUGUUUCUACUUGUUACAUAUAUAUGUAUAUAUAUUAUAUAUACUGACAUGUUUGAUAGACAUUUUGAGACUUUCUGACUGUUUUUACAUAUAUUGAUGUAUACCACAAAACGGAAACUACACCAAGCACCAUACAGGAAGGUAUGUGCACGUGAUAUUCUAUUUUGUACUUGUUUAACGUAAACAUCAUCGAAUGCUGUGUGUUGUGCGUGUGUGUGUGUGUAUGUGUUUGAAAUGCUUAUUAAUCAUUGUCGUUUGACAUGCAGAACAACGUGAAUUCUCUUUUAUUGUGCCAUAUGUGUAUUGAUGUUCUUUGAACUUCUCUCAGCUUUGCUUAAUUGUAUAAUAACUGUAUUUAGUAGCUUCUGCAAGUAUUAAGGCAUGUCACUAUUUCUCAAAGAGGACAUAAAAAUGGUCAUAGAAAUAUUCUUUAAAAGUUAAGAAACAGUCAAUUAGUGAUGUUCCAAAACUGGUAAUUCUUUGACCAAAUUUGGCAUACUUUUCAUCGGCUUUCUCGUUAUAUAUUCCUUGACUAAACCUAGUAGUUGUGUUGCAUACAAAUCUGACUGGUAGUUAAAUUCUUUUGAUAUCUGAUUUAGUGAAACUAAAUUUUUUAAUUCGUAAUCUUAGUUGUGUUUAAAAUAAUCUUAACAAAAUUCUGUAUCCAUGUUUUGGUCACCAUUAAUUAAUCAAAACAUGCUACAUAAUUUUGUGGAAUAUAAUGAUAUACAAAAUUUGAAUUACCUGAUAUAAUGAUUGUAUAGGGACAUAUGAUGAUAUAACUAAAUCUUUUAAUAUAGACAAUCAUCAGGUACAAUUAACUGCAUUUUCAAUCUAGUUUGAGUCUCAGAUUUAAACAUUUUUAAAAGCACAGGUCCAAGUUUGGUCAAAGUAUGUCAUGUUGGUCUAAGUUUAUCAGAUGUGUUUGUUUUGUUUGAUGUUUAGGCACAGAAUUAAAAAUCUUUGACAACAUUUAGUUUCAAAGGAAUCACUUGCCAAAGUAACAUUUUUUUUAUUAAAAGUUUCAGAAUCAUUAUCGGUAAUAGAUUGAAAAUAUUUUCUAUUUAUAAACAACAAAAAUAUAACUUAUUGUGCAUUCAACUUAUUGGAUGUUGUUUGUUCUCUUAAUUUGUGAAUUAUUUUUAUGACCAUUUUGUGCUUAUGUAGUUAUAGUGUCAACAUUUCACAUUAUUAUUCAGUGUAUUUUAAAGGUUUUUCAGGUUUGUUUUGUUGUCUUCGAUCGUUACAUGUCUGUAGAACAGUUAAAGGUUGUAGGUUUUGGUGAAUCCUUUUAAUCUGACGGUGAUCCUUUUUCCUUGACAUAUUAAAUACAACUGCAAAGAAAGUAGGUGUCCUAGCAUUAGCAGUAGUGCUCCGACAAGCAGAGAGAAGACGUUUUCUUCACUUGGUAUUGAAGUUUAUGACUGACAGCUGUCUGACAGACAUUUCAGCUAUGUGCUGAAUUAGUCUGUCGGCUUUACGGUGAACGUUGUGAAUAUGUAGCAAUUUUCACUCAGCCAAGCUUAUCUCAUAACCCAUUGUCCAUCAACGUAGUCAACAUCUUUAUGUCUGCUUCAUUCACUACUUGUCCAAGAUUUUUUAUAAACGAUUAUCAAAAUAAUUCUAUCAGUGAUUUAAAUUUAUUUUAUUUUUUAUUUUAUUUUUAGGGAGGGGGAGGAUGAGGUUGGGGAUUUGUUUGUCUUUGGUGAGGAUGUAAGGGAAAAUGAGUGGCCAUGCUUGUUGAAACUUUUCAAUAAGGACUUCUUUAAAAUUCAGUAUAAAACAAUACAAAUUCUGUAUAAUUUGAAGUCUUUUAGGUUUUUUAAGUUUUGAGUCUAAUUUGGUUUUAGAAUAUGAAAGCACAUUUAAAAAUACAACUGGUAACGUUUUGUACUUUGCGAUAAUAUAAUAAAUGUUAGAUUUUUAUCCCACCCUUCAUUUAUUUAUAAGCGUCUUUUUUUGGGGGGGUGGAGGGGUGUGUCUUUUAAACAUAUGCUCAAUGUGCAGUAUUUUCAAUGUCCUGAAAAUAUCUAUUUAAAAAAAAAAAAAAAAAAAAAACCCACAUUACUCUUUCCAUGCCCACAUUCACAUUUUGCAAACAAAAUUGAAUGAAAGUCUGGUAUUUAAUAUAUUAUAACCAAAGUGAUGCUCCAAAAUGUUUUUGCUAGAUCUUUUAAUAAAUGAAUAUGACCUUGCAUGUGGUUGGCUGAGAUAUGUUUUGCUAUCAAAUGUUAGCAAACACCAACUGUCGGUUACAGUUUAGACUUUUAAGGUAAUUUUAACAUGAGAUUUUGCAUUCAGACCCAAAUAUUUGCAGUUAUUAUAGUAAUUAUGUUACUAAAUUUAGUAGAAACAUUCUGUCCAAUAUCCUAGCCAAGAUUCAUUACUUUUAUAUUCACUGAACCUGCAACAUGGCUGCUUAGAUCUCCAUUUGGCAAAGAAAGGUUUAAGGCUUGUUCCAGGUAGUGAUAAUACAUUUGGUAAAACAUGUCAUCAGUUUCAUGCUAAAAAUAUUGCAUGCUGUCCACCUGUCCAUCCAUUAUUGCUUAAACAUUUUCAUUUCCAAAUCCUACAACUUUUAACAGAAUCAGACUUUGAAUGAUGUAUCAAGGGUAAUUUAUCGUUUGGUUGGCUUUCACACAGUAUUGUCAACUCUACAGGUGCAGUUGGUCAUUUAUUUAGGUGAACUGAAAUGGCAGAUGUUUUCCUGUUAAUAUGGCAAAUGCCACAAAGUUGUUUUGUUUUAUAAAUUUGUUAUAAAAAAGCAUAAUACUUGUACUGUGGUACUGAAAUUGUUUUACCCAGUGUUU
Molecule: messenger RNA, 6963 nt
Organism: Gigantopelta aegis
Lineage: Eukaryota; Metazoa; Mollusca; Gastropoda; Neomphalida; Peltospiridae
Product: B-cell lymphoma/leukemia 11A-like
Exons: 3
Coding region: 625-3354 (909 amino acids)
Biological process (GO): regulation of transcription by RNA polymerase II
Cellular component (GO): nucleus
Molecular function (GO): DNA-binding transcription factor activity; RNA polymerase II cis-regulatory region sequence-specific DNA binding
Source: RefSeq, a predicted model, not a curated record